This is a messenger RNA of Chelmon rostratus (copperband butterflyfish), 2729 nucleotides long. It is a transcript of the gene rac3a, whose product is annotated as Rac family small GTPase 3a. The record is from RefSeq and is a predicted model, not a curated record. NCBI's taxonomy places the organism in Eukaryota, Metazoa, Chordata, Actinopteri, Chaetodontiformes, Chaetodontidae. Gene Ontology annotation, molecular function: GTP binding; protein kinase binding; GTPase activity. The transcript has 6 exons. Bases 97 to 675 code for a protein of 192 amino acids. Gene Ontology annotation, cellular component: cell cortex; cell projection; plasma membrane. Gene Ontology annotation, biological process: motor neuron axon guidance; establishment or maintenance of cell polarity; small GTPase-mediated signal transduction.
UUCUUACUACGGCUGCAGACAGCGAGGAGAGCAGGUGGAGGCGCGCCGUUACACACCCUGUGAACUCCACCCGCGGACAGCAGCGCUCUUCUCUCAAUGCAGGCCAUCAAAUGCGUGGUCGUGGGUGAUGGUGCGGUGGGUAAGACAUGUCUGCUCAUCAGCUACACCACAAAUGCCUUCCCAGGAGAGUACAUCCCCACCGUCUUUGACAACUACUCAGCAAAUGUGAUGGUGGAUGGGAAACCAGUCAACCUGGGCCUCUGGGAUACAGCAGGGCAGGAGGACUAUGAUAGGCUCCGCCCCCUGUCUUACCCUCAGACGGAUGUGUUCCUGAUAUGCUUCUCUCUGGUGAGCCCGGCCUCCUUUGAGAACGUCCGAGCCAAGUGGUAUCCAGAGGUUCGUCACCACUGCCCGAACACACCCAUCAUCCUGGUGGGCACCAAGCUGGACCUGCGCGACGACAAGGACGCCAUUGAACGGCUAAGAGACAAAAAGCUCUCUCCCAUUACCUAUCCACAGGGCCUGGCCAUGGCCAGGGAGAUUGGUGCUGUCAAGUACCUGGAGUGCUCUGCGCUGACGCAGCGAGGGCUGAAGACGGUCUUUGACGAGGCCAUCCGAGCCGUCCUUUGCCCGCCGCCUGUCAAAAAAGCAGGCAAGAAGUGCAACGUGUUCUGACGGGGAGGGGACAGAAGGUGAAGCCACCGGGAUGUGAUUACUGUGGUCAGUCACACACGGAUGGGAUGCUGCCAAGUCGGGACUGCUCUGAAACAAAACAGCAAUCUACUGCUUGUACAUAAGGAGUUUAUCUUAACUGGUUAAAAGCAGGCUGAGGAUUUCAGCUGGUGGGUUAAAGAUGGUAUAUACAAGCCUACUUUCAGAGUGCAAAGAUUAAUUCUGUGUGGUGUAAGCCUUAAAACGGUGCUAUAAACUUGUAAUGGCCUGUCUCAUACAUAUAAAUAGAAAAGAUAAAUAAAGGACUUAAUUCAUUUUCAGGUGAAUAUACAAAAACACUUUGCACUCUCCAGUUCAACCUUGAAACCUGUAAUUAAAACAUAAAUUUCAUACAAAACAAGGAAACAGACUAAAUGUAUUCCCCUUUUGCACACCUAAUAUUUUUUCUAAUGCAGGCUAAUAUAUGUGGAUUUUGUGGAGAUGACUUUAUUUUGUAAUGUCUUAUUUGUUUUAUUUUUAAUGCACAGUUUGAAUAAGUGGUAACCUGAAAAUGCAUGUGAUGAGCACCCUGUUAGUUAAGCACUGUCAAAGCAGCUGCGGAGCCAGAUCCUGAUUGUGAGGUGAUGAAGGUCUGAAGGUCCCUCAUAUGUUUAGAGUUUAUUGUCAAAUUUGAUACAUAAUGACUCUGAGAUUUCUUUCCUUUUAGAUUUGACUCAAACAUAAUAUGUGUAACUUUCAGGAAAUCUUUGUUAUUAAUGACAUCGGCCAUUCAGUGAACUACAUUUUACAUCUGGUUGUUUGUGCUCGCAUUUAAGAUUGCAAACAUCAUCCUGAGAAUUAGCCAAAAAAGUGUUGUCGCACACACGAGACUAAGCGCUGAAAUGGACUGAAUCCUGGAAAAAAAUACAAUCAAAUAAUAACGUACAGUUUGAUGUUCCUGUAUUUUAUUUGUACAUUGUCUCCAUAGCUCAGCUUGCCUUUUCAAAUUGCUCAAUCAACUAAUGUUAAAAAAAGCUGUGUAGCGGUUACGGCUAACUGGCUAACCUUGACUUAGGUUGCAGUUAGCCAGUCAGUUACAGCUAGUCACUUAGCUAGUUGGCCGUCCAUGCCUUGCAUCGCUCAUAGCUGGUAGAAAGCAGUCGUUAGUUAUACAACAUAUAUGAUAAUGUUUUUGCAGUAAUGCUAGCGAGGAAGCUAAGGUUAGCCAGCAAACUAAUUUAGCUAUGCUCAUGUGGUGUUAGUUGCUUCGUAAUCUUAGUUGAUAAAAUCAUUUGCAAGCAUUAUGCUAGCCAAUUUACCAGCCAGAUCACUCCCAGGGCUGAUUGACAUUAACCACUCAAGACAGUAUUUUGCUGUGUUAGCAAUUCAUUUACGUUAGCAAGCUAACGUUAGCUAACAUUAAGCAGGUAAAACCACAAUAUCACAAUAUAUUUUCCAUGCUUUGCAGUAAUGUUAGCUUUGACUGUAGACUUCAUUUUGGGUGCUGGUCAUUUGUGACGUUAGCAGACUCAGUUUCUAAGCUAUUAUUCUUUUAUUCUUUUAAACACAUUAUUCUUUUAAAAGAUAGAUUACCAGAAUGGCACCAGUUUGUACAUUACAAGCACAGAAGACACACUCUUUCCUCAAAGGCAGAAGCUGCUUCCUGCUUAUCUAGUGAGAAAUGUUAAUAAUGUGUCAUUAGUGAACUGUUUUUUGUGGAACUGUUAUGCCAGAUGUGAAAAACAGGACCCAGACAAGGCCCCCUUGAAAGGUCCCGACAGGGCACCCACAUGCACUUACAUAGUGAAUGACUGAAUAGUUGUUUUAGUGAUUUAUGCAGUUUAAUUUUAUGUGAUUACAUUUGAGCAAAUGAGACAGGGGCAGCAAAAAAGUGACGAAUUAAGUGUUUGGGAUUUUGUAUUUAAUUGUUAAUUAUAAUGAUUCUGUAUUUUCUUAAAAUGUUUUAAUCAAUAACAACAAAGAUGCAUUUAACACCUAAAGGGGAUGAUUUGCUUUGAGUGCCUGUGACAAUGCUGCCAAAAGUGUACAUACAAACGCAUUAAAUAUGUCUGAAUGGA